Molecule: messenger RNA, 1567 nt
Organism: Dioscorea cayenensis subsp. rotundata (Guinea yam)
Lineage: Eukaryota; Viridiplantae; Streptophyta; Magnoliopsida; Dioscoreales; Dioscoreaceae
Product: glyceraldehyde-3-phosphate dehydrogenase B, chloroplastic-like
Exons: 9
Coding region: 87-1445 (452 amino acids)
Biological process (GO): glucose metabolic process
Cellular component (GO): chloroplast
Molecular function (GO): NADP binding; NAD binding; glyceraldehyde-3-phosphate dehydrogenase (NAD+) (phosphorylating) activity
Source: RefSeq, a predicted model, not a curated record
GGACAGAUCAUUCAAAUGCUUAUCUCUCUAAUUCUAUACCCAACUCAGUUUCCAAUUCCUUCUUGUUUUCAGACUCUGUUACAGCAAUGGCCAACCAUGCAGCCACGGCUUCGUCGAGGAUCACCUCUAGCCCAAGGCUUCAUUCCAAGACCACCAACAUCAAUCCCUCUUCAUGCUUCUCUAAGAGAAUCAACUUCACUGAAUUUUCUGGUCUUCGGUCCAAUGCUUGUCUCACUUAUGAAUCAAAUGCAAGAGCAGCAUCUUUCUCCGACACUCUUUCUUUUCAGCUAGCUUCCAAUAAUGUAGGAGGUAGACAUAUAAGAGGAGAGACAGUUGCUAAGUUGAAGGUGGCAAUUAAUGGAUUCGGGCGCAUUGGUAGGAACUUUCUACGAUGCUGGCAUGGCCGAAAGGAUUCCCCACUGGAUGUCAUUGUUGUCAAUGAUAGUGGUGGUGUGAAGAAUGCUUCACACCUCCUAAAAUAUGAUUCAACACUUGGAACUUUCAAGGCUGAUGUGAAGAUUGUAGACAAUGAGACGAUCAGUGUCGAUGGUAAGGCAAUCAAAGUUGUAUCAAGCAGAGACCCUUUGCAGUUACCAUGGGCUGAACUUGGAAUAGACAUUGUCAUUGAGGGAACCGGAGUUUUCGUAGAUGGUCCCGGUGCGGGGAAGCACAUACAAGCUGGUGCUAAGAAGGUUAUAAUCACAGCUCCGGGGAAAGGAGCUGAUAUUCCUACUUAUGUUGUGGGUGUGAAUGAAGGAGGCUACUCCCAUGAUGUAGCGAAUAUUAUUAGUAAUGCAUCUUGCACUACAAACUGCUUGGCUCCCUUUGUGAAAGUCCUGGAUGAAGAAUUUAGGAUUGUGAAGGGAACAAUGACAACUACUCAUUCAUACACAGGAGAUCAGAGACUGUUAGAUGCAUCUCACCGAGACUUGAGGCGGGCGAGAGCAGCAGCUUUAAAUAUUGUUCCGACAAGCACAGGUGCAGCUAAGGCGGUGUCACUUGUAUUGCCAAAUCUCAAGGGGAAGUUAAAUGGAAUUGCGCUUAGAGUGCCUACUCCAAAUGUUUCGGUUGUAGACCUUGUGGUGAAUGUUGAGAAGAAGGGUAUUAGUGCUGAAGAUGUCAAUGGUGCGUUUAGAAAGGCGGCCGAAGGACCAUUGAAGGGAAUUCUGGAAGUGUGUGACAUUCCUUUGGUUUCACUUGAUUUCCUGUGCACUGAUGUAUCAUCCACCAUCGAUUCUUCGCUUACAAUGGUCAUGGGCGAUGACAUGGUGAAGGUGGUUGCUUGGUAUGACAAUGAAUGGGGUUACAGCCAACGAGUUGUUGAUUUAGCGCAUUUGGUGGCGAGCAAGUGGCCGGGAACGCCAGUGCAAGCAAGCGGAGAUCCUCUUGAAGAUUUCUGUGAGACGAAUCCUGAGACUGAAGAAUGCAAAGUGUAUGAAGCAUGAUUUUGCUCUGUUAAGGCAAAAUAUUGGUUGUGUAUUUAGACAGUUAACUUUGUUGCUGAUGGACUGAAGAAUUCAAAGACUCUGAUUUGGUCAACGGAGAAAAUUUAUUAUUAUUUUUUUAA